GGGCCGGGGGCCCUUUUGCUGAGGGUGAGUACGAGGCAACCUUCUCCAAGGGUCAGGCCUCCGGUCGCCUGUGUCCUUAGCUGGGAAAGAGCAAGAUUUCAAGUUUGGGGAGAGAGCUGCGGUCAGAGGUCGUGGUACCCACGGCUCCGUGCAGGCUUCUGGCCGCGCCCCGCGCCGCGCCUCCUCCGGAUUGCCCCGAAACACCGUGGUACUGUUUGUGCCGCAGCAAGAGGCCUGGGUGGUGGAGCGAAUGGGCAGAUUCCACCGGAUCCUGGAACCUGGCUUGAACAUCCUCAUCCCUGUGUUAGACCGGAUCCGAUAUGUGCAGAGUCUCAAGGAAAUUGUCAUCAACGUGCCUGAACAGUCGGCUGUGACUCUCGACAAUGUAACUCUGCAAAUCGAUGGAGUCCUUUACCUGCGCAUAAUGGACCCUUACAAGGCAAGCUAUGGUGUGGAGGAUCCUGAGUAUGCUGUCACCCAGCUAGCUCAGACAACCAUGAGAUCAGAGCUUGGAAAACUCUCUCUGGACAAAGUCUUCCGGGAGCGGGAGUCCCUGAACGCUAGCAUUGUGGAUGCCAUCAACCAGGCUGCUGACUACUGGGGCAUUCGCUGCCUCCGUUAUGAGAUAAAGGAUAUCCAUGUGCCACCCCGGGUGAAAGAGUCCAUGCAGAUGCAGGUGGAGGCAGAGCGACGGAAACGGGCCACAGUUCUAGAGUCUGAGGGGACCCGAGAGUCAGCCAUCAAUGUGGCAGAGGGGAAGAAGCAGGCACAAAUCCUGGCCUCUGAGGCAGAAAAGGCUGAACAAAUAAAUCAAGCAGCAGGAGAGGCCAGUGCGGUUCUGGCCAAGGCCAAGGCUAAAGCUGAAGCUAUUCGCAUCCUAGCUGCAGCUCUGACACAACAUAAUGGAGAUGCAGCAGCUUCACUGACUGUGGCUGAGCAGUAUGUCAGCGCAUUCUCCAAACUGGCCAAGGACUCCAACACUAUCCUGCUGCCCUCCAACCCUGGCGAUGUCACCAGUAUGGUGGCUCAGGCCAUGGGUGUGUAUGGUGCCCUCACCAAAGCCCCACUGCCAGGGGCCCAGGAUUCAGCCUCCAGCGGGAGCAGCAGAGAUGUCCAGGGCAGAGAUGCAAGUCUUGAUGAGGAAUUUGAUCGAGUCAAGCUGAGUUAAUGGCACUAGGCUUGGCCAGGGAGACUGGGGUCAGGGAAGCGGCCCUCCCAGACUCUGGCUCUAGCCUCCCUGACAAGAUUUUGGUUAUUAUUUUUUUAUUUGAACUUUAAUCAUGUAAUAAACUCACCACUGGCAAACCAGGAA
Molecule: messenger RNA, 1312 nt
Organism: Equus quagga
Lineage: Eukaryota; Metazoa; Chordata; Mammalia; Perissodactyla; Equidae
Gene: STOML2
Product: stomatin like 2
Exons: 10
Coding region: 251-1168 (305 amino acids)
Cellular component (GO): membrane
Source: RefSeq, a predicted model, not a curated record